UCCAAUUCCGUUUUUGUAGAGAGAGAGAGAAAAAAGAAAGUCUUGAGAGAAAGAAGAAAGACUAUUAAAACGUCGUCUUCGUCAUUGUUAUCGUCUUCUGCAAUUCUUGGUCCGAUCUGCUCUUUUUUUUUCUCUCUCUAUCAAUCAAUCGAAGAAGAGAAGACUUGGUUUAAUCUUUCUUUGAGAACUGAAUUGGGUUUUGAUUUGUCACGAGUCGGUUCAUCUCGGAGGGGACGAACAUGUCUUCUCUUAGCAGAGAACUGGUAUUUCUGAUACUUCAGUUCCUUGAUGAAGAAAAAUUCAAGGAAACUGUUCACAAGUUGGAGCAGGAGUCUGGGUUUUUCUUCAAUAUGAAGUAUUUUGAGGAUGCCGUGACAAACGGGGAAUGGGAUGAGGUCGAGAGGUAUCUCUCUGGAUUCACGAAGGUGGAUGAUAACAGAUACUCGAUGAAGAUCUUUUUUGAGAUCCGGAAGCAAAAAUACCUUGAAGCCCUAGACAAGCAUGAUCGUUCUAAAGCUGUAGAGAUUCUUGUGAAGGACUUGAAAGUGUUCUCAGCUUUUAAUGAAGAGCUUUUCAAGGAAAUAACGCAGCUUCUCACAUUGGAGAAUUUCAGGGAGAACGAGCAGCUCUCUAAGUAUGGAGAUACUAAGUCUGCUAGGGGUAUAAUGCUUGCUGAACUCAAAAAAUUGAUUGAGGCAAAUCCACUUUUCCGUGAUAAGCUUCAGUUUCCCAGCCUGAAAAACUCAAGAUUAAGGACCUUAAUCAAUCAGAGUUUAAAUUGGCAACACCAACUUUGCAAGAAUCCUAGGCCUAACCCCGACAUAAAGACUCUCUUUGUGGAUCAUACUUGUGGACAACCAAAUGGCGCUCGAGUUCCAUCCCCUGCCCCAAUUAUGGGGUCCAUUCCUAAAGCAGGAGGUUUCCCACAACUGGGUGCUCAUGGUCCAUUUCCAACCGCACCAACACCUCAUCCAUCUUCUAUUGCAUGGAUGGCUAGUCCAUCUCCUGUACCCCAUCCCUCAGUGUCUGCUGGGGCAAUUGGCUUAACUGCUCCUAAUAGUGCUGCAGCAGCCAUCCUAAAGCGUCCUAGAACUCCUCCUACCAACAACUUGGCUGUGGAUUAUCAAACAGCCGAUUCUGAGCAUGCACUAAAGAGGCCGAGACCUUUGGGAAUGCAGGAUGAGGUUAAUAAUCUGCCUGUAAAUAUUUUGCCUGUUGCAUACGCUAGCCAGAGUCAUGCACAGAAUUUAUACUCUCCAGAUGACUUGCCUAAGAAUGUUGCUUUCACUCUAAGUCAAGGCUCUGCUGUGAGGAGCAUGGAUUUCCACCCAAUGCAACAGACAUUACUUCUUGUUGGAACGUCCAUUGGUGACAUCAUGGUGUGGGAGGUUGGCGGCAGGGAAAGGCUUGCCGUUAAGAAUUUUAAGCUUUGGGACAUUGGCGAAUGUUCUGUUGGUCUGCAGGCAGUUCUGUCUAAAGAAACCUCUCUGUCUGUCAACCGUGUCAUGUGGUCUCCUGAUGGCACACUUUUUGGUGUUGCAUACUCAAAGCACAUAGUGCAUGUGUAUUCCUACCAUGGUGGUGAUGAACUUCGGCAGCACCUGGAGAUUGAUGCUCACGUGGGUGGUGUUAAUGAUCUUUCUUUUUCACACCCAAACAAGCAAUUGUGCAUUAUAACUUGUGGAGAUGACAAGGCUAUCAAGGUAUGGGAUGCAGUCAAUGGUUCAAAGCUCUAUACUUUUGAAGGUCAUGAAGCACCUGUCUAUUCUGUGUGCCCACAUUAUAAGGAAAACAUUCAGUUUGUCUUCUCAACAGCUUUAGAUGGGAAGAUUAAGGCUUGGUUGUAUGAUAACUUGGGUUCGAGAGUUGACUAUGAUGCACCAGGACAUGCAUGUAUGAGGAUGGCCUACAGUGCUGAUGGGACAAGGCUAUUCUCAUGUGGGACAAGUAAAGAUUUGGAAUCAUACAUCGUGGAAUGGAACGAGAGCGAAGGGGCUGUGAAACGGACAUAUCAUGGUGUUGGGAAACGAUCUAUGGGGGGGAUUGUGCAGUUUGAUAUCACUAGGAAUCGGUUUUUGGCUGCUGGUGAUGAAUCUGUCAUCAAAUUUUGGGACAUGGACAAUGUCAACUUGUUGACCACCACCGAUGCAGGAGGCGGAUUACCUCAAUCUCCGCAUAUUCGAUUCAAUAAGGAAGGGACACUAUUGGCGGUUUCAACAAAUGAGAAUGGAAUUAAAAUUCUAGCAAAUACGGAUGGGAUUCGGUUGCUACAGGCCCUUGAAAAUCGUCCAUUUGAUGCUACCAGGGUUGCUUCUGGUUCAGUCGCAAAGGCACCUACAAUCAACACAUUUGGCCCCACCACAGCAACAACCGGCACAAAUGUUGGAGUUGCAGAUCGAGGUACGCCAACAAUGGCAAUGGUUGGGCUGAAUGGAGAGAGCCAAGGUUUGGCUGAUGUGAAACCACCCAGGGUUGGAGAGGAUUCUAUAGAGAAGCCUAAGAUUUGGAAGUUGACUGAAAUCACUGAACAAUCUCAGUGUCGCUCCAUGAAGCUCUCUGAUAGCUUGAUGGCAGCAAAGGUUUCUAGGUUGAUUUAUACUAAUUCGGGACUUGCCAUCCUGGCGUUAGCAUCAAAUGCCGUACACAAGCUUUGGAAAUGGUCAAAGAAUGAACGAAAUCCCUCGGGGAAGGCAACUGCUAGUGUACCGCCACAACUGUGGCAACCUUCAAGUGGAAUAUUAAUGACCAAUGAGAUAAAUAAUACUUCUGAAGAUGCUGUUCCAUGCUUUGCGCUCUCGAAGAAUGAUUCUUAUGUUAUGUCAGCAUCAGGAGGGAAAAUUUCACUUUUCAAUAUGAUGACAUUCAAGACAAUGACAACAUUCAUGCCCCCACCACCAGCAGCAACUUUUCUUGCUUUCCAUCCACAGGACAAUAAUGUCAUUGCCAUAGGAAUGGAGGAUUCAUCAAUUCAAAUCUACAAUGUUCGGGUUGAUGAGGUUAAAAGCAAGCUCAAAGGUCAUCAGAAGAGAAUAACUGGUCUUGCCUUCUCCCACGUUCUAAAUGUGCUUGUGUCAUCAGGAGCUGAUGCUCAGCUUUGUAUUUGGAGCACCGAUAAAUGGGAGAAGCAAGGUAGUAAAUUCUUGCAGAUUCCAACUGGGCGUGUGCCAUCUCCUCUUGCAGAGACGCGUGUCCAAUUUCACCAAGAUCAGAUACAACUACUCGUUGUCCAUGAAACGCAGAUAGCCAUAUAUGAUGUAUAUAAAUUUGAGUGCCUUAGGCAGUUCUCCCAAGAACUAGGUGGCGUUGUCACACAUGCUACAUAUUCCUGUGAUAGCCAGUCAAUAUAUGCCAGCUUUGAGGAUGGAAGUGUGGGGAUUUUUGCUUCCUCAACACUCAGAUUGAGGUGUCGGAUCAGUCCCUCUGCCUAUCUGUCUUCUAACCCCACCAGCUCGAGGGUAUAUCCACUUGUUGUUGCGGCUCAUCCUUCAGAAUCCAAUCAGUUUGCAUUAGGACUGACUGAUGGUGCAGUCCAUGUUCUGGAGCCACUAGAGGCAGAAGGAAAAUGGGGAACCAUGCCACCAGCAGAAAAUGGUGCAGGGCCUAGUAUUGCCUCUGGUUUAGUUGGUUCAGAUCGACAGUCAAGGUAACGAACUGUGAAGGCUAAUGAUAUUGACCAAUGACAGCUUGAAUUAUCUCACCAAUCUCUGUUUCCCCAUUUUGUUCUAUGGGGGAACCUGCAGGAUGUAGGUAUGGUAGCAUGUAGGAUACAUAUGACAGGAUAUGCUUAGUGUAGAAACUAUGGUCAAUUGAUGUAAAUGUUUUCAAGGUUAGGUCAGGGGAGGUUGAGGAGUUGGUGAGUUUGAAUCUGGAAAUUUGCCAUUCAAACUACCAAUCAAGGUUUGAGAUGAAACAAUGGAUUGCUCCUUCCAGAAUCCCUUUUUUUCUCAUGUAUUUGGAAAGAUAACUUGGUUAUUAUUAUUAUUUUUGUUAUUCAUUUUUUCUUAACAAUUCAAAAUUUGUCCUUACAUUCGUACCCUCAA
Molecule: messenger RNA, 4040 nt
Organism: Macadamia integrifolia
Lineage: Eukaryota; Viridiplantae; Streptophyta; Magnoliopsida; Proteales; Proteaceae
Product: topless-related protein 4
Exons: 27
Coding region: 240-3647 (1135 amino acids)
Biological process (GO): regulation of DNA-templated transcription
Molecular function (GO): protein binding
Source: RefSeq, a predicted model, not a curated record